This is a messenger RNA of Spodoptera exigua (beet armyworm), 1511 nucleotides long. NCBI's taxonomy places the organism in Eukaryota, Metazoa, Arthropoda, Insecta, Lepidoptera, Noctuidae. The record is from the annotation of a GenBank genome assembly.
ACAUAAUGACACCGGGACUCCGAAUUAAAUAAUAAACAGAAAGCAGUGUUAGAAGAAACUCGUUAUGUCAAAGGCACAAUGUUUUACGUAAAAGAUUUCCAAGUAGUAAGAAAUAACAAAAUAUUUUCUACCUCAGAAACAAGCGAAAAUACAUUCAGUGUGAUUAUCAACAAGAAUAACGCGAAGACAAACAUAUCGAAAUAUUCUUUAGUGGUUGCUGCUAAACCGUUUAAUUAUUUUAUAUCCUUGUUCGGAUCCAAAUUGGUAUCUUAUGGGGAAAAUGAGAUAACUGGUGUAACAUACUUCAAUAAGCUAUACGCAGUAUUCCUUAUCGCAGCCCAUUUAUUUAUUGUUUUAGCAAUAUAUCGACCACGCAGCUGGAUAGAUACAAUGUCUGAUAUUCCACUUAACAUAUUGACAAAAACAUUUGGUAUAUUAUCCAUUAUUGAAGGUGACUAUUCCAUUUUCUGUACCGCCAUCUUUAAUUCACAAUAUUUUGUGGAACUGUUCAACAAAUUGGACGAACUCGACACUGUUUUUCACGUUUCAAAAGCAGUUUUUACAAGAAGACGGAUCUUAUCAACUUUAUUGGUCGUUUUGCCAGUAGGACAGUUGCUAAGCACAUUUUGGUUGCGAAAGUUUAACAUACAAAAUAUUGGUGCUCAUAUAAAUUUCUUUUUUCUCAUGUUACAAGGAUCAAUAUUUUACUUUGUCAUUGUGAAUAUUUAUGUUAAACUCCUCAUGCUGAACGCUGUACUGAUAAAAAUGGUGCGAAAAACGAUGUCUAAACAAAAAGAGAUGGUGUUAGAAGACACUAUUUGUGACUGUAUUACCAAGAGCAUUUGUGUAGAACCCAAAAUAAUAAAAGUGGAACGAUAUUCUUGGUUUGAACUGAUGCAAAUUUAUGACAAACUUGCUGAUUGCGUUCAUCUCUUCAAUGAAAUAUAUUGUGGUCAGGUACGUAUACAAGAAUCCUACAAAUAGCAAAACAUUUUAAAGGGAACGAUUACAAUUUCUAUCUCAAAAAAAAUACAUUAUGUUUAUUUCAGAUAUUUAUAAUGUACAAUACUUGGUUAUUGGGCACGCUAUUGACAAUUUGUCGGUCCUUAUCACCUUCUCUUAAAUACUCUGAAAUAUUUCUCAGCGAUUUAUUUUUAUAUUUUUGUAUUAACGGUCGACCUUUAUUCUUGGCGACCGUAUCUGAGAUGUUUAUAAGAGAGAGGAAGAAAACAGUACAAGUACUUUUACACGUGCUACGAUUACAUGAAGGAGAUAAUCAACUCUUCAAUCAAAUGAAAACUAUUUUAAUGUUGGUUACGACUCGCAGGCUGGAAAUAUCGGCAAAUGUCUUCAGUAUAAAUGUACCAACAGUUAUGAACUUUGCUGGUCGAAUCAUAUCGUACACUGUACUCAUGAUCCAAUAUUUCUACAGCCAUGAGCAUCCAAAAUAACAAUAAUUUGUAAUUUUGUCUAAAUAUUCUAUUCAUUAUACUCGCCUGAAACACAGGAGG